Toxoplasma gondii ME49 is the source of this 4126-nucleotide messenger RNA. RefSeq names its product histone H2AZ. Gene Ontology annotation, molecular function: structural constituent of chromatin; protein heterodimerization activity; DNA binding. The coding region runs from base 1163 to 1630 and encodes 155 amino acids. Lineage: Eukaryota; Apicomplexa; Conoidasida; Eucoccidiorida; Sarcocystidae. Gene Ontology annotation, cellular component: nucleosome. The transcript has 3 exons. The record is from RefSeq and is a predicted model, not a curated record.
GUAAGGAACUCUGCCCUUCGACGGCCUUCCAAACGCGGAAAGACGAGUGAGCCUGUAGACGAGUGUGAAAAUGAAAUGCCUUCACCAAGUUGUGGCUUGAGGGUUUCCACAAAAACGCAAAGAGAGAAGGGGUGCUCCUGGAGGUGUGCCCAGCCUUACACCUUCUACAGCGAACCGUUGUAUCUAGUGAAUAUACCGCGCAGCAACACCAAACCGUCACUGUACAAGAGAAUUUAACCGUGUAGACUUGGUCUUUUUGCGGCAAAAGCGUAGCCCUACGGUGAUCAUGGUCGGAUCUUACUGUACUAUGUGAUUAGCUAACGUGCCUGGCACCGGGCGUCCCUUCUUGGUGCACCAGGUCGACUUCGUGUUUCCUCGAGUUCGUCGCUAUCUAAACGCGUGCGUACUGUCUUCGUUGAAUCUCUGAGCCCACUGCAGAACGGCGGUGGUGGGUAAUAUAAUAGAGGAGAGUUUAUGGCGUUGAUUUAAAAGAACAGCUAGAGAUUCUCUUUCUCUGUCGGUCCGUAAUAGGACACAGUCCUGUUGCCGCGUCUAAGCUGUAUAUAGCACCGCACAGCGGCGGCGCACCUAAACGGUUGAAAGAGCUGGUGGUCCUACGAAAGGGCGUCUGUCUGCACAGCAGACUCUGUUGGCGGAAAUGCGCCGAAGUUGGCGUGGAGAUUUGCGAUUUGAGGUUUUUCUGUGGAAAGACUGGCAGCGUUUUUGCAGCAGACGGAGAUGUUGUGCGAGAGCACGGCGCUUCGGUGUCGAAGAGAGGCGCGGUCGCUUCGCCUUCCUAGCCACAGCACCCACGGUCUCUCGGCGCGCGGCACUACACCCCCUUUUUGCAGAAUACACGCGGAUGGGACAGGACAAGGACGGGCGCCGCUGGGGUGGCUCGGACUGAUGUUGCGUGUCAGGAAAUAGUGCGACGCACUCCGGAGGGUGGCACAGGUCUGCGACAACUUUUCUGAAUGCGUGCUGCACUUUAAAAGUUCGUUUUUCAAAAGCGCAAGUUUCGCAGUGUUUUCCAGUCCCCCGUCGCGGGUGUGGAACGGUAGAAUUCGACUCGCUUUCGUGCGACUCCUGGCGUCUUUGUGCAGAGCCGACCUCUCGGCAGAAGCCACCCUUGAGAGUUCUUUCUCUUUCUCACACACUCACAAUGGACGGAGCUGGCAAAGUAGGCGGAAAGGUUGGAGGAAAAGUGGGUGGAAAGGUCGGUGGUAUGGGAAAGGGAGGCAAGGGAAAGAGUGGAAGCGGCAAAGGCAAGAAGGCUCCUCUUUCUCGCGCUGCCAGAGCCGGUUUGCAGUUCCCCGUCGGACGCGUUCACCGUAUGCUCAAGAGCCGCAUCAGCUCUGAAGGUCGUGUCGGCUCGACUGCGGCUGUCUACGCAUCGGCUAUUCUCGAGUACCUCACCGCCGAAGUUCUCGAGUUGGCGGGAAACGCCAGCAAGGAUCUCAAAGUGAAAAGAAUUACUCCCCGUCACUUGCAACUUGCCAUUAGAGGUGACGAAGAGUUGGAUACUCUGAUCAAGGCCACUAUUGCCGGUGGUGGUGUCAUCCCGCACAUCCACAAGUCGCUGAUGACAAAGGGACCGUCCACUCAGCCGAUGAAGAAGGCCAAAAAAUAAGGGAAUUUCUUUUGCUGACGCCACUUUCCACGAGAAGUCGCUCGCCAGUUUUCUUGUCAUGCAUGCUGUGUACAACGUGGUAGAUACUCGCUGGUACGUCGAUCUUUGGGGGGUCUGGAGGGACAAACAUGGGAGGGGAAAGUGCCUCUCUCUCUUCUGUCGUUCACAGAUCAGAGAACGUCUCAGGGGUCAGGUGCGUGUUUUUUCCCAUGCUCUUACCCAAGCAUGUUGGCGUUGGAUGUAAAAAGUCGGGAACCUGGCAACUCUUGGUAUUGUCGGGGGCGGGGACCUACGAAAGCCACCGGUGUGUCGAACAGUAAAGAGGGUUUACAUCGUCUUCUCGAGCUUCUGUGGUCUUGCAUUGCCUUUUCAGUAGUGCUAAAGCCAUGUCGGAGGGAAAUAUCUAUGCGCUGCAACUCUGUUGGCCUCACACAAUUUAGCCCGCUUGUGGGCGUUUGUCUACUGUGGUCUCACACAGACACACUGUUCGCGUUGGCGUGACUGCAGUAAGAACGAGAUUCUUACGUUGCACACGGCUGGGUAUAACAGCUGUUCUUUCAAACCUAGUCUGGUCCCUACCAGCCACGCUGGACAUUCCUUGCUUCCUCUGUUCUGGGCUGUCCUCGGUACUGCCUGUCACCGCGUAUCAGCUUAGGUGGGCACAAUCAGCUGUUUUUCGGUUUGUGUCUAUGGCUGGCAGCAGUAACCAAUAAGUUUAGCUGAUGCACUGAAAGGUAGUCAUUUGAGAGAAACCAAGGGGAAACGGACAGACGGACCUUGCAAAUCUACCAAGAGAAUGGAAAUUGUAGCGCGGUCCAUUCCAGUAGCGGCCGUGUUCGACUGAGAGACUUUUGUCAUAACAACGCAUUUUGUUCCCGGUAUUGACAGGGAAAAGUGACCAUCGCCAGAAUGAGCUCUCUGGUCCACAAGGUCCUACACAUAAAACAGUACUGCUGGAACCCCGAAACAGCUGCCAAGUGAAUGUCUCUUUCCGUUGAGCCACACACGUUCUGGGCUUUGAGGCACAAAACGUCUAGUGUGCCGUUGCUAGUCCUUUUAAGGUGGACACCCCAUAAACGACUUCAAGAACAAUCACGCAUCAUGUUGUUUCGGACAUGUAGUGGACCGCGUGUGUGAUCUGUGGUCCCCAGUCUUUUGACUUUUGCGGUGACUUUGUUUUCGCUGAUUUCCAAACCUGCUCACCAGAGUUCCGCUUGAAACCGGUCUGUGGCCUCGCCAAGUGGACAAGUCGUGAGAGACAGGUGCAGCAGUCUUGACGUCCUCCAUUUUGAGCAGAAACGCGUUUUCCCCAUGGUGGAAGUCACCCCUAUUGUGUGUCAUGACAGGGACGUCGGGACAGCUCCGCUGCAUGACUGGCGACCCCUUUAGGAACGCCACUGAACUUCCUGCCAGCAUCGUAGUGGGGCAGGUUUCUUCAUUCGACAGUCGACACGCACCCUGCUCAAUCUAGAAUCAGACUUGUGUUGACAUGGAGGUUUUGGGCAAGGAAACUGUUCUGUGUAGUGCCUUGCAGGAGGCUUGGGAGCCAGGCUUCAGACACAAAGUGUUCCUGUCCGGCUGUGCCUUCGAGUCCACGUUCUUUUGAAGACUCAAAGGGGCUUGGAGGUGUUGAGAGGGGCUGCAGUCUGGCUUUUUCGCGAAAUGGCCAGCCAUGUUGGUGCGCCACCCUAGGCAAGCGGUUGCAUCGAAUGUUCAAUUCAUUUGCGAAUUUCGUAGAGCUGGUGACGGUUAUUACCAAGCCGUGCCCAACAUCCUUGCAUAUUGUGCAUACUGCCUGGUACUUCUCCAUUCCUGUCCAUAAAAAUACAAAAUCUACAACGUCGCCUCAGGCACCCGUAGUCGAUCUGUGUUGCGUGCUUCCAGCAACGAUCUGGUGUCCUUUGGCUUGCUCCAAGCCAGCAAGCAGCACCUUUUUCACAUGGAGACGGAUUGCUGAUGACAGGAACUCGUAUGAGGGAGUCCACAAAGCAAAGUAGUGAAAAGAGACGAACUGGCAGUGACACUAAUGGCUUUCUACGUAGCCCCACAUGCCAAUGGUAGGGGUUCAAGAUGGUACAUGGAGUAUUUGCCUACCCAUGUCACAGGGCCACCAACUCGUCGCAACGCCGUCAUCCUCUGCAGUACACCGGCACUCGUGUCUGAGACCCGCCAGAGACACGAGCAAAUUUUUUAGUGGAAUAGGGUGUCAAAAACAUGUUGCAGCAAUACGCCACCAUGCACCAGCGUAUUCCACGGUUUUUCUUGUCGUCCCUAUUAAGCAAACAACGUGAUUUCACAGAAAUAAAACGUGGAUGGUUGUGUCUAAAUCAUCCUGAAAUCUUGAAAAGGCCGGUUCGCCUUUGAACGCGGAGUAGGUUGCCAUAAUAUGACGUUCUGUGUACGAUGAUUUUCCCAAGAGAGACCUAGUAUGUGUCGAAUUCGUGGAAGUGAUACAGCGACGUACUCCAGCAAAGGCCACAUUGUACAGUACUAAAU